Exophiala xenobiotica is the source of this 1635-nucleotide messenger RNA. RefSeq lists its product as uncharacterized. Bases 363 to 962 code for a protein of 199 amino acids. The record is from RefSeq and is a predicted model, not a curated record. The transcript has a single exon. NCBI's taxonomy places the organism in Eukaryota, Fungi, Ascomycota, Eurotiomycetes, Chaetothyriales, Herpotrichiellaceae. Gene Ontology annotation, cellular component: mitochondrion; mitochondrial intermembrane space.
UAUCCCUCAGCCAUUACUCCGUACACUGACUCGCAUUCUACAACAGUCCUUCACAGCUUGAGGUAUAGACGGCUUUCGCUGCUCUCGAAACACACCCCGAUCCAUUAAUGCGCCCUUGAACGAUUCUCUCUCCCUCCCUCCCUCCCAGUAACCAUCUCGCCACCACCUUCAUAUUCCGAACCGACUUGUCCUGUACUGUGGCACAGGAUUCAACCAUCAAGCUGGCGUGGUUCUGGACAUCUCCUCCCUCGAACUCGCCAUCGUCCUCACCUUCACCCUCAUCACCCUCCUCAUCAUCCUCUCCACACCCCGCCCAUCUUAACUUCCGCCCAUCUUCUUCCCCUCCCAGACCCAACCUCAUAAUGUCCAAACCGACACCGACCCCGGCCCUCACACCACAAUUCUGCUUCAACACCCGCGUCCUGCGCGACUUUUUGCGGCUGUCCCGCGCCUCGAUCGACGACAGCAUAUCCACAACCCUCAACGCCCUGAUCACCCCGGCCUCCACGUCGCCAUUCGACCCGAGCUCAACCUCCGUCCGCAACCCUACUCUCCCUUCGUCCCUCACACGCCAGCCCAUCCCAUCCUCCACGACCCGGACGUUUCUGGACAAUGUCCUCUUCCCGUCCUGGCAGGCCCGCAUGGGCGUAAUACAAUACUGCACAUCCGUCGCGACGAGUCCGGACCCGGACGAUCCAGAGGUGCUCGAGCGCGAGACCCUGAAUCGUCGAGACGCCGAGCGUGUCGUGGACGAGCGGCUCGACCCCUAUAGUGGACGAUUCUUCCCGAGAGAAGCACGCACGGAAGAGUUGGCUAGCAUACUUAGGAACGAGGUCGCGGUCGAAGGAAUAGUCAGGGCCCGCACGUGGGGAAUCGUGACUGACCGAUGCGAGGGGGUCGGUGGUAAUUGGCAGGCAGAGUUUGAUCGGUGGAAGGACCAAAGUGGCGGACGGCGAGCUUGAAGUGCUGCAAUAAACAACAUCCAUACGAAGACCGCUUGGGUGGGUGUCGGGUAGCUCACGAAAAGCUCAAAAGACGAGCACGAUGCCGGCAUGGUAUGGCAGGCAGGCAUGUCGUGCCACUGAUAGACGCCUGGAUACCUGAACGCCUCGAGCCACUUAUUUUCGAUCGCGGGUUAUUGAACAGAGGGCGGGAAAAGAGAAGACGACAGUCCACUUCACGUCAAGAGCGUCGGUAUAAAACAGAGCCACUCAUCAAGCCUUUUACAAUCGAGGCCCUUCAACAGUAUGCGGAACGGCCUUCAUAUUAUUGUAUAUUGUAUAUUGUAUAUACAUCUAUGUAUUUCAUGGACGGAGCAAGCUGGUUCAUCAAGCCAUCGACCUGUCGGACAUCCUUCACAGUCCCAUGUGGGCCAGGAAACUUUGUGGGGGCGGUCUUCAGGAAGAUGAUGUACAAGAUCAUUGGAAAUUGGUAAUAGGUAUAUGGUGCCCGACUUUCCAUACCGGAUCUUGCUAUACUGGACUCAGUCUCCAUGAUACGAGGGAAGAGCAGGUAUGCGAAAGAGAAAGGAAGAGGAGGAGGAGGACUACGCCGGACACCAGACCAGACCAUGCCGGCGUCACAAUAAUAUAAAAUCUCUCUCUACUUUGCAUAUCAAAAUCAAACGUUCAAACG